GCGCAUGAUCUGAUUGUAUUCGGUACAGUCAAUCACGAGUGCUUGCCAUGGAUGAAUUUGCUAGGGACCCUUGUCCAUUUCGUAUUGUUAGUGAUUGUGGAGCGGCGUUUGCUAUGGGCACAAUUGGUGGUAGCAUUGUACAUUCUUACAAAGGUUAUCGUAAUGCCCCUUCUGGAUAUACCAAGAAACUAGUCAGCGCAAUGGUUAACAGCCGUCAGCGUGCACCACUAGUGGGAGGAGCUUUCGCUAUUUGGGGUGGUACUUUUACUGCAGUUGAUUGCACUUUGGUUUUCGCUCGCCAAAAAGAGGAUCCAUGGAAUUCAAUCACCAGUGGGGCAAUAACUGGAGCUGUUCUAGCUAUUCGUCAUGGACCGGCAGCUAUGGUUGGUCAAGCAGUAGUUGGUGGUGUAAUACUGGCAAUCAUUGAAGGUCUAGGAAUAAUGAUGAAUAGAUACGCUCCUAUGUUAAUGCAACCUCCACCAGAAGGUGUUCCAGAUCAGCAGAAUGAUCAGUCAUCUGGACCAGGAAGCUCUUCCGGCAGUGGUGGAAGUGGGAUUUUCAGUUUAUUUGGCUCUAAUCACACUCUGUCAUCUUCUGAGUCUAACACUACGGAAUCUUCUAGUGGAGGAGGAGGAGGAGUAUCAUCGAAAUCUGGGUUUUUAUUUCAAUAGACUAAUCAUAAUUCAUUGUAACAUUUAACAGUAGCCUUAUUCUUUUUUUCAUAUCCCUCAGUCGUAACUAUGUAUAUAAGAACAUGUUUGUGUAUACAAUAGCACUAAUCUUGAUAGUUCUUCAGCAUGGGCUUUUGUUUUCAUCUCGGUUAUAUAUGCAAACAUAUUUGUACUUAUUCGAUUACCGUAAAUGAGGAUUUUCUCUCCUCAGAACGUGUUCAAAACACUUCCAGUGGUCUUUUAUAUUUUAUAUCUAAAUUUCAUCCUACUUACCGCUAUUUGAGUAAAGUUCGUUGUCUACCAUUUUGGACUGAUUUACUGUUAUGCAGUAAAUAAGUUGGUGUCAUUUCUGUGUUAUGCCAACUUUUGAUUUCAUCGUUUUAGAAAACUGUCCAAGUUAAUUGCUUUUAGAUUUUAGCUGUCUUCCUUUGGAAAAAACAACAAUACAUUCUAUACUUUCUCAGACUGUAAGUAGGUUGUUUUCUUUUACUUUGUGUGAUGUGUCUCUUUCAAUUAUUCCUUAAUAAGUGAGUACUGUAGUUAAUGAUUUUCACUUCCAGGUACAAGUACCGAUGUGAAUAUCAUACUUAAUUGAUCAAUAAUUCUCUAGCGAUAUUCCCAAAAGUGUAUUUGAAAACCACACUUCUUUAGUUUGUGUGAAUUAGUAUGAAAAUAAGUGUCAAACAC
Messenger RNA from Trichobilharzia szidati, 1358 nucleotides. NCBI's taxonomy places the organism in Eukaryota, Metazoa, Platyhelminthes, Trematoda, Strigeidida, Schistosomatidae. The record is from the annotation of a GenBank genome assembly.